AUGGAGACGUCAGACUGCAAGCGACAGUCAUCCAUUGUAGUGGCCGUGCGGGUGAGGCCCUUCACUGCGGAGGAGCGAGCGUUUUUGGGCAACGAGGACUCUAGUACGAGAUACUCUUUGAGCAUCGGUGAUUCGAAGCUGGUGGUGCCACUUAAUUCGCAGACGGAGAAUGGUACUGGUACUAAAAUUACUAGGCCGCCAGCGAUGACGCGCCCUCGUGGUAUUAGAAAGGUAGUUGAGUGCGUUGACGAUAAGAUGAUGAUCUUCGAUCCGGCAGAGACCAACCCAUUGAACACUAUGAGUGAGACGGUGUUGAAUUCCAUCUAUUCACAUAGCAGAAACAACAGAAGGAGGCUGCGAAGAGGUGGUGGAGAGUUGAAGUUUGUUUUCGACAAACUAUACGACGAAGACGCAACGCAAAUGGAUGUAUACUCGGGGACCACUAGCGCCUUAUUAGACUCUGUGCUGGAUGGUUUCAAUGGAACAGUGUUUGCAUAUGGGGCCACGGGAUGCGGCAAGACUUAUACAGUGAGCGGCUCGCCGGAGGAACCUGGUAUCAUUUUUUUGGCGAUGCAAGAUCUGUUCAACAGGAUCGAAGCACUCAAGGAUACAAAGAAGUUUGAGAUCUCGCUCUCUUAUUUGGAAAUCUACAAUGAGAUGAUACGAGAUCUGCUAAAGCCAGAGACGUCACCAAAGAAAUUGGUCAUCAGAGAGGACAGCGAAAACGGAAUAAGCGUGGCCAACCUGUCGCAUCAUAGGCCUCAGACGGUGGAUGACGUGAUGGAUAUGGUUAUAAGAGCCAACAUGAACCGAACGACAUCGGCCACGGACGCAAAUGAAGCUUCUUCAAGGUCUCAUGCUGUCUUGCAGAUCAAUAUCAUACAGAGCAAUAGAUCUGCAGAGAUUACUUCGAAUCAUACAUUCGCGAAACUAUCCAUCAUUGAUCUUGCAGGUAGUGAACGUGCGGCUUCCACCAAGAACAGGGGAGAGCGGCUACAUGAGGGCGCCAACAUAAACAGGUCGUUACUGGCGCUUGGGAAUUGUAUCAACGCAUUGUGUAUGAGUGACGGGACACGCCGGACGUGCCAUGUUCCUUAUAGAGAUUCCAAGCUGACCAGAUUGUUGAAAUUUUCGCUAGGCGGGAAUUGUAAGACAGUGAUGAUCGUGUGCAUAUCACCCAGCAGUACGCAUUAUGACGAAACUUUGAAUACUCUGAAAUAUGCAAACCGUGCGAAAGAGAUCAAGACCAAAGUGAUUAGAAACCAGCAGUCACUUGAUAGACAUGUUGGGUCUUAUCUGAAGAUGAUUGAAGAGCAGAGACAGGAGAUAAGCGAGCUGCGUAAAAGAGAGGCCAACGUUGUCGACCUCCAGUUAAAAAGAUACAAACUGACUCUGGAUAAAGUUCAAAUGGCUCUCGGUGACUGCAUUAACGGGGUCCGACUAACGUACGACCGAGCGGAAUAUCAAAGGGCUAAGGUGGUCAAGUCAUUAAUUCUAUGCAAGAGAAGGUUCCUCCAGAUGAUAUCUUUAGAGCUGAACAAUGUGAUCACAAUAGCGCAAAACUGGACCAACAUAAACAUCGUCAACAGUUGUUCGCUGGUGCUGGAUCAACUGGCCAACAAGAUACGUGAACUAGAAGCAAAAUUUGACGCCGGAAACGACGAGUUUGAACAGGUCAUGGAGCAUGCCCGGAUUACCACUCUACCCAAGCUGAGAGAAAUGGAAAACUGGGACGACACUCGAGAUCUCCUCUACUUUGAAUCGGAACUCGAUCGCAUCGCCGAAAGCCUGAGGAAUGAGAUCCUAAUCAACGCUUCCGCGAUGGUCGAGAAACUGCUCGAGGACCCGACACUCUCGAAAAGGAUCAAGUUUUUAUCCGACUGUCUGGCAAAUGACUCAAGCGUUGAAUCCGCCAUCGCUGAUCUUGCGCACAUAGAUCAAGAGUUUGAGCAUUUUGGCGAGCUCUUCUUACGAGAGACCGACAGCCCACACUCUGCACUUCAAGUGCCGAGUGACAAGCCCAAACAAGUCAAGAAGACCGUCAGAUGGUCAAAUUUGCCCGAACAGAUCCCGGAGCAAGAUCAUGAACCGGAAAAGGCACAAGAACAAGAACAAGCACAAGAACAGGAACAUCCGACCGACAUAGACAUCAGCAUGCAAGACAUUGCAACGCCUCCACCUCCUGCACGCUCUGCCAACAGCAGGAACUCCUUGCUGAAUCACCGUCUACUGUCCGGUCGAUUAUAG
This is a messenger RNA of Torulaspora globosa, 2247 nucleotides long. RefSeq names its product tubulin-dependent ATPase KIP3 (gene KIP3). The transcript has a single exon. The record is from RefSeq and is a predicted model, not a curated record. Gene Ontology annotation, molecular function: ATP binding; microtubule binding; microtubule motor activity. Gene Ontology annotation, biological process: mitotic spindle organization; microtubule-based movement. Bases 1 to 2247 code for a protein of 748 amino acids. Lineage: Eukaryota; Fungi; Ascomycota; Saccharomycetes; Saccharomycetales; Saccharomycetaceae.